CCAGCGAUAUAUCAUACGAGAACAGCGCUGUCAGUGCUUCGAAGAAACUCGCAGUUCACGCACGUCCAGCAUCCAACUACUAAUAUAGCACGACCACAAGAACAGACGAGUAACAGCAAAAAUGCCGAUGACACUGGAAGGAAGCUGCCAAUGCGGCGGUAUUGAAUUCACCCUCCAAUCCUCCACGCCGGUGCCCUACCAGCACUGCGCCUGCAGCAUCUGCCGCAAGGUGGGCGGGUACAGCGGCAGCGUCAACCUGGGCGGAAUCGCCGACAGCCUUAAGAUCAAGAAGGGCCAGGAUCUAAUCAAGAAAUACUCCGCGAUCAAGGCCCGCGGCACUCCCGAAGAGGAGGUCUGCUCGUCGCAGCGGAGCUUUUGCUCCAACUGCAGCACCAUGCUUUGGCUGUGGGACGAGCACUGGCCGGAGCUGAUUCACCCGUUCGCGUCGGCGAUCGACACCGAGCUGCCUGUGCCUGACGAGAUGGUCUGUAUCAUGGCCGGGUCGAAGCCCGCGUGGGUGCGCUGGCCCGAGGGCAAGAAGCAGGUGCACGAGGGGUAUCCGAGUGAUAGUUUGGAGGGGUGGCAUACCAAGCAUGGGUUGUUCUUCGAAUGAGGGAGCGAAAGCCCUGGUGUAGAACUUAGGGACUACGGAGUUACGAAUGUGGAUGAGAUGUGAUUACAUGAGCACG
Messenger RNA from Aspergillus homomorphus CBS 101889, 689 nucleotides. RefSeq names its product GFA family protein. NCBI's taxonomy places the organism in Eukaryota, Fungi, Ascomycota, Eurotiomycetes, Eurotiales, Aspergillaceae. The record is from RefSeq and is a predicted model, not a curated record. The transcript is spliced from 3 exons. Gene Ontology annotation, molecular function: carbon-sulfur lyase activity. The coding region runs from base 122 to 613 and encodes 163 amino acids.